Messenger RNA from Chenopodium quinoa (quinoa), 1399 nucleotides. RefSeq lists its product as uncharacterized. The record is from RefSeq and is a predicted model, not a curated record. The transcript is spliced from 5 exons. NCBI's taxonomy places the organism in Eukaryota, Viridiplantae, Streptophyta, Magnoliopsida, Caryophyllales, Amaranthaceae. Bases 66 to 1214 code for a protein of 382 amino acids.
UAUGUAUUUAUCUGCAUAAAUUAACUUCUAAAAGUUCUUUACUAGGAUUCUCUUUGUCUACUGGUAUGUCUACUGAGAUCAUAUAUGAUCCUAAAGGGGAUAAAGCCAAAAUCCUUAGAGAAUGGGCACGGUUUCACACUCAGCAGCUUCUAGAUGGCCAGGCAAAGGUACUGCAGGUGCGCUCUGUACCUACAGAUACAAGAACAAUAGAUAUUCAGAGUCUGAGAACCAAAAAAGAAGAGCGACAUUGGUUACAAGUGACAAUACCUGAUGCUGAUUUAAGAAAUGUUGUUGCUUAUAUUGGGUGUUCAGCUUGUGGGAAACACAUAGAUAUUCCAGUUGGGACAGAGUUUAGCUGUGCCAACUGCAAAAAAAAAGAUAGCAUUUCUGCAUAUCGAGCUACAUUCAAAUUUGAAGCCAUAGAUGACUCAGGAACAAUGACUUUCACAACUUUUACGACUGACACAGAAAAACUAUUUGGAAUAUCUGCACACAAAAUUCAUUUGAUAAAACACUCUGAAAAUGUUCAGAUGUUUGAUUCAAUUCAGCAGCAGAUUUGUGACAGCCAUGUUCUGGUACAAGUAGGUCCAACAACAGCUCUUUCAAGAAACAAUGUUCUUCAGUGGUGUUUGAAAGACAUAAAAGUUGAAGUGAGCAGCAUAAAAGAAAACGAUAGCAAUUCCAUGUCAGUGUCUUCAACACUUGCACAGAAUCACAAUGCUGAAGAAAAAAAAGCAGGAAACUUGUCUUCUGGUCAGAAUGAACUGAUACAAGUACCUAAAUCACACACUACGAAUUCUGAAAAUGUUAAGGCAACAGAAUCUGAAGAAACUGAUGAUAUGGCCACAGCUAACUCAUUGCUAGAGUUAUCACAGCAGCCAGCUAAGAAAAGGUAUACUGAAACACAUAUUGCCAAGCUCAAAAGUGUUGAGAAAGAUAGGAAUCCUACUAUACUUGGUGACUUUGCUGCUUCAGGUUCCACAAUGCAAGAUUUCUUAUCUUUUGACCCUGUUCAGCAAUUUGAUGAUUCUAUCAAUCAAGAACAAGGGGCGAAAAAAGGUACUGAAGCCAUUCCCACAAAGGCAACACCAAAGAAACGCUCCUUGACUUCUCUGUCUACAGCAACAGAAGCUAUAAAUACAACACGAAGAGGUGUUGUGAAAAUCAACAACCAGCUUGAAAUUGUGGAUACUAUGGAUAUGCAACAUCAAUAAAGUAACAUAGCUUGUUAGACAUUAAAAUAUAUUUAGUACUUUAGCAAAAUGGUGAUGAAAUUUUUUGGAUAGAAAUAUAUUUUGUGUCAUGCAUGACUUGAAAGAUGAAAACUUUAUAAGAAUAAUGCUUAUUCAUGCAUGUUACUGACUUAGUUAAGUUAGCUUUGAUGGACCUUUAAUUUAGC